Messenger RNA from Dioscorea cayenensis subsp. rotundata (Guinea yam), 788 nucleotides. Its product is annotated as F-box protein At4g35930-like. The record is from RefSeq and is a predicted model, not a curated record. The transcript has 5 exons. Gene Ontology annotation, molecular function: protein binding. Bases 61 to 756 code for a protein of 231 amino acids. Lineage: Eukaryota; Viridiplantae; Streptophyta; Magnoliopsida; Dioscoreales; Dioscoreaceae.
AUUAUUUCUUCAGCUUGGCUUCAAAUCCCAUUUGAAGAAAUGAGAAAAGUUGUAUGAUCAAUGGCAUUCAAGCAGAAAAAAAGAGUGAAAAGGGCCAAAACAAAAUGCAUGAAGUUAAACUGCAGCAAAACUCCGACGAAAUCAUCGUCAUAUAUCGAUAUCGAUAUCGGCACCACCAAAGAUGAAAAUAUUAAGAUAAAUACACCUCCAAGUUCUCCUUCAAAAUUAAAUGUAUUCAUACCGAAAACUCCAGAUGAUUUUGAGCCACAUUCUUUGUCAAUGCUUGAAUCUCUUCCAUUGGAUAUAUUGGUUAAAAUUUUGUGUUAUUUGCAUCAUGAUGAAUUGAGAGCAGUGUUUCAUGUUUCCCGGAAAAUUCAAAGAGCUGUGGUGUUAGCAAGGCAAAGCUACUUUAACUACACAACACCAGACCGGUCAAGGCAAGAGAUGCUACUAACAAAGACACCUUUGCCAAAUGAGCAUUGGCCUUUUCUAAGCAAAGAUGAAGGAGGAAAUGAGGCCAAGAAGAUAAUCCCACAAACUCCCAAAGCACCAAAACCUGCCCCUCGGAAUCACAAGUCAAAUUCAAUGGAGACCAAGCAAGUGGCAGCUAUUCUUUUUCAAGAGCCCUCAAAUCCUCCAAACAAUGCUCCACAAAAGAAAGUGCCAAGACUUGUUUGCAAGCCAAUCAAUUCCAGCAGAGUUUUACUUUAUGAAGAUGAGUUAUGCCAAGCUGUUGCACAAAACAAACUCAAAUAGUUUUAUGGCCUUUUCCUUUCCUUUCUUUUUUU